This is a messenger RNA of Hermetia illucens (black soldier fly), 594 nucleotides long. Its product is annotated as UPF0729 protein CG18508. Bases 218 to 508 code for a protein of 96 amino acids. Lineage: Eukaryota; Metazoa; Arthropoda; Insecta; Diptera; Stratiomyidae. The transcript has a single exon. The record is from RefSeq and is a predicted model, not a curated record.
UUCUAGAAAUUUCACUCAAAUUUUUUCUCUGCAUCUAAAUUUUCGCUGAAUAUGCAAAUUGAAUUUCGGGUAAAUUGACGUUUAAAACCUUGGGAAUCAGCUGAUUCAUUGAAAAGAUUGAUGUGCUGACCAUUUAUCGUACUAGGAAGUGAUUCUAAGUUGUCUGAGCGUAAUUUGAUUUGCAGUUGUCAGUUUUCACUUGAGUAAAGAAGCUAACAUGGUUUGUGUGCCUUGCUUCAUCAUUCCCAUUCUGCUGUUCAUCUGGCAUAAGUUCUUUCAACCAAUCCUGCUUCGCUAUUGGAAUCCGUGGGAGAAAAAGGACGCCGACGGAAAUGUGAUCAAAUCUGGGCCGGAAUUUCCAUUCCAGUGCAAAGGAGACUCUUGUCCAUUCCCUGUCAAAAAGAAUAACAGCGUCACAAGCACGGAUAACACGCCUAAUGAGACGGCGCACGAAGCAAAUCCACUGACGAAGCCGGAAGCGUCUGCUGAGAGCAAAAAAGUGAAGUGAACAACUCUCGGAGCAAAAAUAUUAUUUACGAUCAUCCAACUAUUGUUUAGAUUUUAAAUGAGUAAAUAUAAGGUGUAUAAUGUGUA